This is a messenger RNA of Phalaenopsis equestris, 833 nucleotides long. RefSeq lists its product as uncharacterized. NCBI's taxonomy places the organism in Eukaryota, Viridiplantae, Streptophyta, Magnoliopsida, Asparagales, Orchidaceae. The record is from RefSeq and is a predicted model, not a curated record. Bases 282 to 605 code for a protein of 107 amino acids. The transcript has 3 exons.
UGCAGCUAUUGCAAUAUUGUUGUUAGAGUAUUACCGAUCCAGCAAUGUUCGUAUGCCCCGUAUGACAUCCAAUUUUAUUGAGGAUAAAUUGGUAGGUGAGAUGCUUUCUGGACAUCCAAUAACAUUUAACAACAUAUUUCGAAUGAGUGUACCAAUUUUUAUAGAUCUCCUGCACGAGUUAUCUAUUAAUCACGACCUCCAAAGUUCUUCUAGAACGGCGGCAAGGGAGGUGUUGGCUAUAACCCUAUACAUUGUCACAUAAUGAAUCUAUUAGAUGUGCUAUGGAGAGAUUUCAGCAUUCAUCGGAAACAAUAAGUCGUUACUUCUCCGAAGACAUACAUGCACCUGUUAGCUUGGUAGCUCAAAUCGUUAAACCAAAGUAUCCAUCAUUUGCUAGUACUCCAGGGAAAAUUGUCAACGAUCCCCAUUACAUGCCUUAUUUCAAAAACUGCAUAGGUGCAAUUGACGACACUCACGUAGAUGCCCGAUUACCCAACCAGGACAAGGUGGCGUACAUUGGUCGUAGUGGUUUAACUACUCAAAAUGCAUUGACGGGAAUUACUAUUUGGUUAAUGUUGGAUAUCCUAUGCAAAGGAGCUACCUGAAGCCAUAUCCAGACACUAGAUAUUAAAUUCCUGAUUUUGAGCGAGUAAGUGACACCAUCCGUGACAGGAAAGAAAUGUUUAACAAACGUCACUCCUCUUUAUGCGGGGUAAUUGAAAGAACGUUUGGUGUUUGAAAGAAGAAAUGGGUCAUCUUACGUGAUAUGCCGUCGUAUCCAUUUCAAAAGCAGGUGCAUUUUGUGGUGACAACAAUAACACUUCAUAACUUCA